This is a messenger RNA of Saccharomycopsis crataegensis, 525 nucleotides long. RefSeq lists its product as uncharacterized. The transcript has a single exon. The record is from RefSeq and is a predicted model, not a curated record. The coding region runs from base 1 to 525 and encodes 174 amino acids. Lineage: Eukaryota; Fungi; Ascomycota; Saccharomycetes; Ascoideales; Saccharomycopsidaceae.
AUGAGCCUUCAUUAUGGACAGUUUUUUGGCUCAGGAAAUGAUCCCAAUAUUUAUGUUACCUUACGAGGUCACAAUUUUGGUGGUCACAACGGCGAAACUGUCCUGAUCCCGUACCAUUACUUAUCGGAUUGGCAGGACUUUGUCUUUUGUUUGUCUUCCUAUUUUCCUCAGUCGGUGAUUUUCCAACUCAACAAGUACCCAUGGGAAGCUGUUACUAGUCAUGGUCAUUACAGGAUCACGCCGACAAACUGGCACGCAUUUGUUGGCCCUGGCUCAAACGUUGUCAUCAGACGUGAUAAAGUAAGAUUCAAUGACAAUCAAUAUCGCCGAAAUGAGUUAUCCAUCAUGAAUAAUCCCAUGGGUAUAUUUUUUUCUCCAGAUGGCUACCCAAACAUGAGCACUGGAAUGAAUAGGGGUAUGGGAGCCGGCAUGUUAAUGGGAUCUGGUAUGCCGAUGGGGUAUAAUCGUUUCCCAUUAGAAAGGAGAAGGAGAUUGAAUGGGUUUGCUAAAUGGUUUGUUGGCUGA